AUGUCUUCCAACGCUCACCUCCAGAAUGUCGGACCGCGGUCCGCUGGUUGUCAGUCCAAACUCCGAUCGAUUCACAGUACUCAAAACGCUUCUUCGCUGCCACCUCUCCCUUUCAUGGGCCAAAAAUUCCUCUGUGAUUGUAAAAGGUACUGCAAUGGUGGUCGGCAAGUUUCAAGAAGCACGUACUACCACCACAAACCAUAUCGGCAUCAGCUCGCAGUCAUCCCCUUGGUGCCCGAAGAUAGCGACAAGCGGCGCCGUAUCGAGGACAACGCGAGCGGAUUGUUGUCGCUACCUACGGAGCUUCUCCGAGAAAUAUUUGCUGAGUAUGCAAACGAAUCAACUUCACUUUGGAGCCACAAAUUCUGUCGGAGAUCACUUUAUUAUCCACGUCUUUCGUCUCAAGUCGAGAGUCUGGUUAAAACGGAACCAAAGCCAACGUCUGCUUCUAAGUAUGCAACCAAGCUCCGAAUAGGUCACCUAUGUCCCUCUCCAGACGAAAAAGGUGUUAUAUCUUUUGAAGAAGCCAAGAUUAGGUCGUUCCUCCUGUCCGCUAUCAGUUCCCUUGUUGGGGUUCGUCAAAUAAUAUGGGAUCUGGGUGAAUACGACCCAGAGUGGGCAACUCUUCUAGUCACAGAUGCCCUUGCAUCACUCCCGGCUCUGGAGGAUCUUCAUUUGAGUGUUUGGUUGGCUCCAGAUUCUCCCUGUGUGCAAUUCCAGCGGCUGUCCAACCUCAAAAAAUUCACCUUUAUCUCUGACUUCAGUAAUCGCACCGCAGUUAUCCGCACCGUCGCAGGACUGAUUGGAUGGAACCAGCCGGAGUUGACGAGUAUCACAAUUGUUAAUGAUGGCUACUACUCCGGUGGAUACGCGCCAACCCUCCAAGACUUUCUCGCGGAGACAUCUAGUUCAGUUUGCUUGAAAAUUACACAUCUCAAUUUGAGCGGCCUAUUUGUGAAAUUCGACGCUGGCGCACUUCGCCAUUUGAGAUCGUUGAUCUCGCUCACCAUAAUGAACAUCUCCUCGCCCUAUGAUGAAACUACAGAAUAUCAGGGUCCUGAAUUCUCGGCACAAAAAAUUUGGUCAACUUUGCGAUCAGAGAAAAUUCACCUACAAGAACUUGUCACGGACAACGCCCAGCCUGCCUUGGUCGAAUACUUAACAUCAUUUUCUGGUCUGAAGGAAUGUGGUGUUUUGGAAAACAUUGUUCCAACAUAAUCAAAAAAGCCACACGCCUUUCCCUUCUUGAAUUAUCUAUAAACUCUGAGGACAUUCCGAGGGGAGAAGAAAAGGUCCACGCUUAUGCGAAGAGUCAAUCCCCUACCAAAGAAAAUGCAAUCUGGUCGCUUUUGGACAUACUUAUGCGCAACUCUACCCAUUUUGAAAAGUCUAAGGAUACGAGGCACCUCUCCUCAACACAGUCGAGGAUCCAAGUGUGGGAGCGGGGCUAGUAUGCAUCGUGCGAGGAUGAGGGGAUGGAUCAAGCAGAAUGUGGAAAGUUAUGGGCCCACCUGCAAUCACGCGAUCCAUGUUUGCGCGCCUUGGACAGAAUAAUAAUAUGCGGUACUGCGUGACGAUUUGGGUGCAGACCUAGGGUACCGACCCAUCGCACAAAUUGAAGAGGAAGACUGAUCCAUGAUGCUGUUGUCGUGAAGGGAGAACUUGGUAAAGAAGCUUUGUAAGUUUGCGAUAGUGAUGUCGUGAUUCGACCAAGAGUUGAGGCAGGUGCAUCUAUGGUCUGUAACCACGAUCUGUAAGUUAUGAUGAAUUGUAGAGUAGAGUGCAACAGGAGACCUUCACCUA
Molecule: messenger RNA, 1803 nt
Organism: Laccaria bicolor S238N-H82
Lineage: Eukaryota; Fungi; Basidiomycota; Agaricomycetes; Agaricales; Hydnangiaceae
Exons: 4
Coding region: 1-1218 (405 amino acids)
Source: RefSeq, a predicted model, not a curated record